CUGAAAAGGGAGUGAGGAAAGUAAGGCAGGUGAGAGAGUAGAGGAGACAGCAGCAGAGCAGGAACGCGAAGGGCAUAUGAAAUAGCCUAGGCGUCUUCAGCCCAGUGUGGACCCUGCUCUCAGUGUGGACACCUGUAGACGACUUCAGAUCAGAGAAUGAGAUCCUGUCCCGAGAGGGGCUAAAACAGGAGCUGGAGGUCUGAACUCAGCACAGUGCAGACAGGUAGAAGCUGAGUGUGUGAGAGCUGCAGGUGCUGUUGGAGGAGCUGUUCCCAACCCACAGGCUCUGUCUGACAUUGUGCUGCCCGGGCACCGGCCUGCUGUCAAGGAAUGCCAAGGGGAGAGUAAUAAGAGGGAGAACAAACAGGAGCAUUGUGCACUGCAGGCAGAUUGGACAUAACGAAAGCAUAAAAGAGAGGCCGUGCCUAUAAGAUGGAUUCAGGGCCGAUGUUGUGGCACACCCAGGUGGCUCCUCUGGAGGGGGACGUGGAGAAGGGCCCUGAGCUGCAGUGCUCUAUUUGCUUCAACACGUAUGACAACGUCUUCAAAACGCCCAAGCAGCUGGACUGUACCCACACCUUCUGCCUGGAGUGUCUGUCUCGUCUCAUGGCCAUAUCAAUGGACCCUCAGGAGUCCAAGAUUUCCUGCCCGUUCUGCCGACGCCCCACACUUAUCCCAAAAAAUGGACCCCCAGCUCUCACCACCAGCCAGGAGGUGCUGUGCCGCCUGCCCAUUCACCAGCAGCAGGAGGAGCCCGUGUGGCUGGAGGGCGAGAAGCUGUGCUAUAAGCAACUGCUGGAGACCGGCAUGCCGGCCUUCUGCAUCUGCAUCGAUAUUGGAGCGAGCGGACAGGCUGGAGUUCCUCCAGCUCAGACCCGCUUGAGGCCAGGCCUGCUGGAGCGGCUGACUGACUGGAAGAAGCUGCUGCUCUUCAUCAUCAUAAUGGUAUUGUUGGUGGUGAUUGUGCUUUGGCCCCUGCAGUGUAUCGUAACAACGGGCUCCAUGCGCUGCAUACCGAGGCCCCCAAGGCCCCCGGUUAGCACACUGGCCCCUUUCACAAUGACCCAAGCAUAAUGGACACCAAAGGAAUGUAAACAAACUUAUUAGCAUAAAAACUGUUCCUCUUACACUCCAGAGACUUGGACCCUAAUCCACCAUGGACAAAGCACAAACUAAGGGUUAAUGGUAUUACUGAGUUGCUGAGUUCCAAAAGCAUCUGUCAUUUUAAGGCCUUUGGAUAAACUAAGCUGUGAUGACACAAAAUGACAUUUGAAUCAAUGUUGUCUCAUACUGCAAAGACACAAUGUAUUUUAUACAAUACUGUGCAGAAGACAAUUUUUCAGGAUAUGUUUUUGAUGAUAUUAGAUAUAAGGUUCCCUCCAUUUGCACAAGGGAAGGAAAAGUUGAAGAAAAAACAGGAGUUUCCAAAACUGGUCUUCAAAAAGAUUGCUAAAAGAUAUAGGGAAAAUGAAACUCCUAACAACCAUAUAAGAAGAUAACCCAGUACUGUAUGUGUAGUAUUCAUUAAGUUGUUACUGAGAAGAGGAAAUUUGCUAAUCAAAUCUAUCAGCUUCUCAGACUGACCUUUGGAGGUAGACAAACAUGCCUGCAGAAACUGAGAAAAUGAAAGCCAGUGUUCCAUAAUGAAUGGAAGCAGGGAAAGGGGUGGACACAAGUCAAAGGUGGUCCUGGACAGUUCAGAUCCAACACACUUGGCUGUUAUAUUCAGAAGCCUCUGAAACCCUUCAUUACCUGGAUCAGGUGUGUAAGAUUAGUGUUGGAGCUGAACUCUGCAGGUUGAUGCAUCUCCAGCACUGGGCACAGCUGCAGUGAAUAGUGAAAAAUGAAUAUCAUGUUUCCUGCUUUCUUCCUGACAAAAUGAAUAACUUAAAAACUGGAAAUUGAAUAGCUAAAGUGUGGUCUUUCCCUUUUGUACAGUGCUGUAUGUGCUUGCUGUAUCCUACUGACUGCUGUAACACAGAUAUCUUCACCAUCCCUCCCUGAGAGACCCAGCAGUGGUUGUGCUUGUGUGCCUCUUUAGCAUAAUGAGACUCAUAUUCGUCUUCAAAAAGCUCCUGGAGAGCAGACAGUGCUGGAGCAAGAAACAGAAUGCACUGUCCACUCUGAACUGGACUGAGUUGAUUUUAUGGGACAGAUGAGAUCAUGUGUAGUAGGGCCACUUUUUUGUGCGAUGUAAACAAGUCUAAUACAGGACAAGAGAUGAGCUAAGAAUAAUGCUUAUCUAAGAUCUACAUACCAGUGACCAAUGUUUGCACUUUCCAGAAGUAUUCACAUUACUUUAUAAAUCAUAAUGUUUGAUUUUAGAUAUCAACGUGACUUAGUUGGUAGAUAAUUGUAAGGUUGACCAAUAUGAUGACAGACAUGCCAGCUGAGUGAUUAUUUGUAGAAACCAGAUAAAUGUAGCUACAGUAAUCAACAGGUGGCUCUUUAUAAAGGAAAUUUCUGCCAACAUACAUUAAAAGGUUAUAUUAACUUUUUAAUAACACUAUGAAUGUCUUACCAUGCAGUUUAUUUGCUAAAGUGUCAUAACCCCUUUCUACAAUUGUAUAUACAUUGUACAGUGUCUGAUUGCUCUGCAUUAUGGAAUACAUUAUAUUUUUGUUUAGAAAAAAAAAUAAAUGUUGAUGAACAUGAA
Molecule: messenger RNA, 2656 nt
Organism: Pygocentrus nattereri (red-bellied piranha)
Lineage: Eukaryota; Metazoa; Chordata; Actinopteri; Characiformes; Serrasalmidae
Product: RING finger protein 223
Exons: 3
Coding region: 433-1074 (213 amino acids)
Biological process (GO): protein ubiquitination
Molecular function (GO): ubiquitin protein ligase activity
Source: RefSeq, a predicted model, not a curated record